CUUCACGUUCUCUGCUCUGUUUCUGGUUCAAGAUGUGGAGAAGCAGAGACUUGAUCGUCCUCCUCUGCCUGAUCCCCUUCCUGCUCCUUUUUCAAGCUCCCACAGCUGCCAUGGCAGCAGACCCUUUCAGAGCAACCUGCGGCGGCGAGGCCUACAACUCGAGUAGCAGCUUUGGAAGAAGCCUAAGCGAACUUUUGUCCUCCCUCAAUUCUCUUUCUUCCACCUCUAACUCCGCCAACGCAACCGCCGGUGCCGGUAGCGACACCGUCUACGGCUUAUACAUGUGCCAAGGCGACCUCUCCGGCUCCAACUGCCAGAGCUGCCUCCAGACGGCCGUCGCCGGCGCCAACCAAAGCUGCCCAGGAGUUCGCCAAGCGAUCGUCUACUACGACCAGUGCCACCUCCGCUACUCCGACGCAAACUACUUCGGCCUCGUCGAUGCUGACGGAUUCAACAUGACCAACCCCUUGGAGGUAACCAGUUCGCGGGUGGCGUUCAACGUAGUGUCCGAUUUGGUGCAGGCGGCGCCCCUGCGACGGCCAGUCAUGUUCGCCACCAACGUGUCGGACAUGUAUCCCCUGUUCGCCCUGGCUCAGUGCACGGCAGACCUGAGCCCCGACGGCUGCCGGAGGUGCUUGACGGCGAGUCUAGUGGCCAUCGAGAACUGUUGCAUCCAGAGUAAAGGGUGGAGGUAUCUCUCCCCGAGCUGCUGGAUAAGGUACGAGCCCACUCCGUUCUUCGGCAAUUACCCCAACAACUUGAGCACGUACAUCAUCCGGAGCCAGUGCUCGAACCUCGACAUCCAAUCCAACAGCCUCAGCGCUAGGACGGCCAAUUUAAGAGGCCUCUUUGACGACCUGAGUGCUCAAGCUCCGGCGACGGGCUUCUACAACGCUUCCGCCGGAGACGACGGCAAU
Molecule: messenger RNA, 917 nt
Organism: Zingiber officinale
Lineage: Eukaryota; Viridiplantae; Streptophyta; Magnoliopsida; Zingiberales; Zingiberaceae
Product: cysteine-rich repeat secretory protein 38-like
Exons: 1
Source: RefSeq, a predicted model, not a curated record